Molecule: messenger RNA, 3334 nt
Organism: Oxyura jamaicensis (ruddy duck)
Lineage: Eukaryota; Metazoa; Chordata; Aves; Anseriformes; Anatidae
Product: solute carrier family 22 member 15-like
Exons: 12
Coding region: 192-1592 (466 amino acids)
Biological process (GO): transmembrane transport
Cellular component (GO): membrane
Molecular function (GO): transmembrane transporter activity
Source: RefSeq, a predicted model, not a curated record
AGUGGUGUUUCACGGUGCUGUCUGUAAAUAACGCCCACACCCCCUACGCAAACAUUUAUCGCUCGCUCCCAGCUCUGUAAAAGGCUUCCUCCUGUCAGCGCAGUUCUGCAAUUUGGAUUAAAGCACUGCUGGGGGGAAGGAAGUGGUACUGUUGGGUUGCGGGUUUGCGUCUGGAACUUGUUUCUCCGAGUAUGUUCAAGGUGUACGUGGCGUGUCAGUCAAUGCUUAUCGUGCUUGUGGGAGCCAUGCCUGAGUAUCAUAUAGACCAAGAAGGAGUUCCAGCGAGCAAAGCUGAGCUUGCCAAGCAUAUCCAUUUCACGAGCAACUUCACAUCUAUCGUAACCGAGUGGUAUCUAAUUGAACAAGAAGCCUACAAAGUGGGCCUUGCAUCAUCCCUAUUUUUUGCUGGAUUGCUUAUUGGAAACAUCACGUUUGGCCCUUUGUCAGAUAAGCUGGGCAGGAAACCAGUGUAUAUUUCAGGUCUAUUUUUUGAUGUCCUUUUUGGGUACGUUACAGCAUUAGCUCCAAAUUAUGGCGUAUUUGCAGUUUCACGUUUCUUUGUUGGAAUUGUGAAUGGUGGAAUGGCUCUUGUGUCUUUUGUCCUAACACAGGAAUAUGUAGGAAAAUCAUUUUGGUCAUUUACAGGUUCGUUAACUAAUAUGACGUUUGCGGUUGGCAUUGCUGUUUAUGCUUUACUGGGUUAUUGUGUAAGAGAGUGGCGUCACCUGGCAUUGGUAGCAAAUACUCCAGGAGUCGUCUUCCUUCUUCUUUCAUUUAUGCUGCCAGAAUCACCACGGUGGCUGUAUUCCCAAGGGAAAACUGCAGAAGCUGAAGAUGUGAUGCAAUACAUUGCCCUUGGUAAUGGAAAAGAAAGAUUAAAUCUAAAAUUAAAACCAAGUGCAGGAACUUCACGAAAGGAUGAAUCGCCACCUGGUAUACUAAACUUAGUAAAACACCCCGUCCUUCGGUGGCGAACCAUCAUACUUAUGUACAUCUGGUAUGUCUGCAGCUUGGUAUACUAUGGGCUAACUUUAAAUGCUGGUGAAUUAGGAGGAAAUCUUUAUUUAAAUGUGGCUCUUUACGGUCUUGUGGAAGUUCCAGCUUUUCCACUCUGCAUGUUCUUUAUUGAGAAACCUUGGUCUGGAAGGCGUAAAACUAUGAUGUGCUUUCUGAUAUUUGCAGGAUUUGCCUGUAUGUUUACCAUGUUUUUACCAAAAAACUCUGGUUUGCUCCUCAGUCCCACUUUGUUAGCUUUGUGUGGAAAAAUGAUGGUGAGCGCUGCUUUCAACAUUGUCUACAUUUACACAUCUGAACUCUACCCAACAGUACUGAGAAAUGCUGGCUUGGGUGUCUGUUCCAUGUCUUGCAGAUUUGGAGGCAUUCUGGCUCCAUUUGUGCCAUCUAUGAAAUCUCUCAGCCCUUCUGUACCAUUGGUGGUGUUUGGAAUCAGUGGGCUGUCAGCAGGAAUCCUGACUCUCCUUCUGCCAGAAACACUGAAUAAGCCAAUUGCAGAGAGCAUUGAAGAUCUUCAGAGUCCCAAAUACAGAGUGCUUAUAAAUGAAAAGGCAAACCAGCUGGAAGAAAGCACUUAAGUUUCAGAAGGUCUCUCUGUGCUGAAAAAAUGAAGCCUCCAUUGAGAAGGUGCUGUACCAGCGGAAGGGCAGAGUCUUGCUGUACAUAUGGAAGUGGAAAAGUUGGAGGACUUUGGUAUAAUACUGUUUACAGGAUGCUGAACAGUUUUAUGUGAAGGCAAGUUGACAAGAUGGAAAAAGUUGAUCAAAGCUUGUGAGGAAAGAAGUGACAAAUCAGUGCUUUAAUGUAAUGACUUAACAAAACCAUACUUUCGAUGUUUGGACUUCUCUAUGGUUUCUUAAAAUGAAGAAUUAAUUUAUGUUACAAAAUAUAACUGCUAGCUUCAGAUAAUAAAAUGUUGCAACUGAAGUGAUGCGUACGAUGUAAAAUUUAGGUGGCCUUACGUAUUCACACAAGCUGUAAUGGUCAAAAGUAACGGCGAUCCUGUAUAUGCUAAUUUUCUGUACUGGGUUUUUGCCUGUAAAUUACAGUAUACCUCCGUGUGAAGAGACCAAAGAUGUUCAUGUAGUUGGUCUUUGUAUGCCUAACAUAGGAAGCCUGAAUAGGAGAUCUGAAAGGAGAAUAAAUGGUUUUCAUUGUGGAAAGAAAUAUUUUUUGGAUACAGCUGAGCAGGAAAAGGCAUGUAAAGUUAAAAUAACACUAUAUUGGGAAAAAUGAUGUCAAGCCUCUAAGAUGGGGAAAAGGUGCCCUUAAAGGACAGAGUGAGUAAUGUUUUAGUCAAAAGGUUAUUAGUUCUAGCUGUACGUGUCGAACUGGAAAUUACUGAACAUGUCAUACAUUGUAUAUGUAAUAAUACAUAAUCCAAAAUUAUAUAAAUUUCCCAUGUGACAUUCUUUCAGGGGGGAGGAUAGUUUGCUUAUCAUUUAAUAUAUUUAUGUUGGAAUAGAUACAUCAUAAAGGUUACAGUUACCACACCAACACAAUUUUUUUAUUUUAAAAAAAAGUUUAUUGUUUGUAUUACAGAGUGCUGCUGUCACCAGGACAUUUACCAAGGCAUUUUGAAGAAUUUUAUGAUUUUGAUUUUGGUCUAUUAUUUAAUGAAUCUGUAAGGAAAAGGUUAUUGAAGAGCUCAUGUGUUUUGAGCAAGUUUUACAGUUAAAUAAUAGUUCUGCAAAUAAGUGCACCCAUGCAAGUAUGUGUGCAUUUUAUGCACGUAUGACUAUAAAUGUACAUGUGGAUUUCUCUGCCUGGAUGCCUCGCUGUACUGCACAUAGGUUAUCUGUGUGUGCGUUACAAACAGCCAGAUUAGGUCCCCACGAGGUGAAAAUCAACUGGCAAUCUGAACACCUAGAUAAUGUUGACAUAAGGGUGGAUUGCAUGUGCAUUUAUUUAUUUUCUGGGGCUGCAGCUUGAUGGCAAACAGCCUGUAGAAUAUGCUGUGAACUUUUUUCAUUUAUUUACUCAUCAUUUUUGUAAUGUUUCACUGUGAGGAACUGAGUUGAUGAUUUUUUUUUUCUUGAAUAAUAUUAAUGCUUUCUGUUGCAUUAACAUUUAUGAUCAUAGUGACUAGUUAUACCUCUUCUAAAGAUAAUUGGGUCAGCAGGGAUAUGGUAAAAACAACUUUUGUUACUGUUCACUUAUUUUUUUAUUAUAAGCAAUAAAAAUUAAAAUGGAAUAGAACAAUAUAAAGUUAUAUUCCCAAAGCAGAGACAAGACUCUGGAGCAGAAGGAUUGUGAAGGAUUAUGUGGUGAGAAUCUGUUUCUUCCUCCUGCCAUGUUAAAUAAAUUAGCCUAUACCAGA